Colletotrichum destructivum is the source of this 1374-nucleotide messenger RNA. Its product is annotated as Putative CutC-like domain superfamily protein. Gene Ontology annotation, molecular function: copper ion binding. The transcript has a single exon. The record is from RefSeq and is a predicted model, not a curated record. The coding region runs from base 99 to 854 and encodes 251 amino acids. NCBI's taxonomy places the organism in Eukaryota, Fungi, Ascomycota, Sordariomycetes, Glomerellales, Glomerellaceae.
ACAGGGCCAUGCUUUCUUUUCUAGCUAACUCAUCUCAACCUCGCCUGUAACCAACCAACAGUAAUUUCGGCCAGCGACACCCAAACCAUCCAGAAAAAAUGCCAAUCAACCUUGAAAUACCAGUCUUUUCGCCCUCUUCAGUGUUGCACGCCCAGGCCCUCGGCGCGCAGCGCAUCGAGCUCAAUGCGCGCGGAAGUUAUCAUGCCGGCGGCACGACGCCGACGCUGGCGGACCUCGAGGGCGUGACGAAAUGGCUCACGGUGCCGUUGCGGAUCAUGAUCCGGCCGCGCGGGAAGCCGGCCGACGACGUGGACUUUGUCUACGGAGAUGACGAGCUCGCGGCGAUGGCGAGCGACGUCGAGGCCUUCCGCGGGGCGCUACGGGCCGACCGGGGCGACGGGUUCGUGUUCGGCGCGCUGAGGAGGGACGGCGCGGCGUUGGCGGUCGACGUCGAGGCCAACCGAAGGCUCGUCGAUGCCGCGGGUGGGCUGGCCUGUUCUUUCCACCGGGCCUUUGACGAAGUGAUCAGCUCUGGAGAGGAAGGAGACGUCGAGAAGGGGGUAAGGGACCUGGUGGCGUGCGGGUUUCAAGGGGUUCUCACCUCGGGCGGGCCGGGGACGGCGGCGGCGAACCGGAAGGUGUUGGAGGUGGUGGUGCGCGAGGCGAGCGCGGGGGCGAGGAAGCUGGAGGUCAUUAUUGGCGGCGGUGUGAGGAAAGAGAACGUUGGGGAGGUGGUGGACGGGUUGGGGGACGGGGUGUGGGCACACUCGAGCUGCUACACGGGCAAGUGCGAGGAGGGACAGGUCGACGACGAAGAGGCCAUGGGAAUCCUGGAGAGGCUUGCUGAGAAGUAGGCUUGGCUGCUUUCUGAUCGAGGCUGAGAAGACGUCGGAUAGGCCAUCAGCCGGGGUGGUCUCGGGUCCAGAGCUAUCUAUGGUGGACCGGAGCCGCGGCUGCUCGGGGCCGGGGCGGGGACCGAUGUGUGGCAUCGAAGCGGAGCCACAUUCUUCAGUAUGAUGUGUACCGCAGUCAACCUGGACGUGGAAUCGACGCAGUUGUGCCUCGUCUUUUCACAACACAGUCUCCUAUAGUAGUUGGGCCUCCGUACAAGCCAUCCCAUCCUGUGUCGGAGCUGCUGCUGCAGGAGAUCGACCCUGGCGCAGGCGUAACAGCCGACGCCCAGAUGAGAUCCGACGGGGACGCAAUCAGACAACAAGCAAAUAAAUGCUCGGCUGGACUAUCAGACAGCGAGCAUCUCGACCGCGUGGUGGGUUCAAAUCUCCCGCGCAUGCGCAAUGAUAUCAAUCUAGAAUGGUUCUGAAGAAUAUGCUUUCCAAUAGCUAGCCCCUGAUCCAUUUCAAUAGCUACACCGUC